Planococcus citri (citrus mealybug) is the source of this 1330-nucleotide messenger RNA. Its product is annotated as collagen alpha-2(I) chain-like. The record is from RefSeq and is a predicted model, not a curated record. Bases 309 to 983 code for a protein of 224 amino acids. The transcript is spliced from 5 exons. Gene Ontology annotation, molecular function: extracellular matrix structural constituent. NCBI's taxonomy places the organism in Eukaryota, Metazoa, Arthropoda, Insecta, Hemiptera, Pseudococcidae.
AUACAACUAAAGGGGCUCGAGUUUGGAUUCCUUCCAGUGCUUAUUCGAUUGCUCGCGGAUAGUAUACGUUUGUGCAGUUGUAUGAUUUUUCUGUACAAUAUUGUGAAUCGAUUACGCUUUUUUUGAAUUCAUUGAUACAAUUAAUUAAGAGAGCAGGGUUACUUUAACCUAAGUACUCAUUUCUUUUCAUUGAAUGCCAAGUUUUAUGCUUCUCAGUGGUGACUGGUCACAUUGCCCGUUUUAAUUUACUUUUUUUUCGAAUUGAAAUAAUUUAUUUGUAAAAAUCAAGCAACUGGCAGUGACUCAAGAUGUAUCUUUUUUUGACAUUCAUUAUUAUUACAAUAUUCCAUGGGGCAUCAAGAAGUGUAAAUCCUUCAAAAAUACAUCGACCAAAAACAUGCCGAGAAGUGUUUGACGGUGGUUUCGGAAAUGAAGACCGUUCCUAUUGGAUAAAUCCCAGCCAAGGUGAUGAAAAAUAUAUGAUCUUAGCUGAUUGUAAACUCAAAACACGUGAAACGUGUAUAUCCUCGUACCCAUAUCGUUCGAAAAAGUUUGAUAUUUCUGGGGCUAAAUCAGAAGUUUGGUUAGGAAAACGACAUCCCAGUUACCAGAUCGAUUACCGAGCAGAUGCUAAUCAGCUGAGAAUGUUGCAACAGAUGUCCAAAUAUGCAACACAAAGUAUUACUUAUCAUUGUAAGAAUGUUAUUGUGUACUACGACAGUAUCAACAAAAAUUUUGAGAGAAGCGUAAAAUUACGGGGAUGGAAUAAUGAUGAAAUCACCCCGCAAAACCUUUCAAAUUUACAAUUUAUGUCCGGUUACGACAAUUGUCAGCAUAUAAACCAUCCUCAUAGCUCAGAAACGCGCAUCACAUACUCAACUAACGUACCUUCCCAACUUCCCAUCACUGAUAUAGCAGUUCGAGAUAUCGGAAGACCUAGACAAUAUAUUUACGUGGACAUUGAACCUGUUUGCUUUCAUUAAUUUUCGAAAUCAAAGCGGCUUGAGUAGCCCAUGAUGAGGGUUUCCGAAAGUUAGAUUGAAAAUUUCUAGUUGUAUGCAUAAAAUUCAAGCAGUUUUUUCGGAGAGAACAACAAACAACUGGUGACAAACGAUUAAAAAUGGAUGUGAAUUCAUCAUACGGUUUCCACGACCAGCUAUCAAUAUAUCCUGAAAAAAAUUUCGAGAGACAAACUUCUGUUUCCGAAAUUAUCUGCAUUUCAAAGUUUUUUACCACAACUAGAUUUUCAAGAUUUAUUGACAACUGGCUGUAAAAAACUUUCGUUUGAAUUUUUUCGAAAUGUAAAAUUUAUGAAAUAAAAAAUGUCCUA